This is a messenger RNA of Bolinopsis microptera, 2292 nucleotides long. RefSeq lists its product as uncharacterized. The record is from RefSeq and is a predicted model, not a curated record. Gene Ontology annotation, biological process: cytoskeleton-dependent intracellular transport; cytoplasmic microtubule organization. The transcript is spliced from 3 exons. Bases 121 to 1929 code for a protein of 602 amino acids. NCBI's taxonomy places the organism in Eukaryota, Metazoa, Ctenophora, Tentaculata, Lobata, Bolinopsidae. Gene Ontology annotation, molecular function: microtubule binding; dynein light intermediate chain binding. Gene Ontology annotation, cellular component: centrosome; cytoplasm.
UUCACAUUUGCAGUAAUAACUGUAGCUCCUCAGAUUCUCUAGAUUACAUUUUCCUGUUAACCUCGUGAAUACAGUCUCGAGAAAUCAACCCUAGUUUUAUUUCUGACUUGAAAGUUGAAAAUGUUUUUCCUAUUCGUUCUCACAUUCUGCAUUGUAUCUCCCGUUGCUCAAACAGUGGACAGAAAGUACACUGCCCUGCAGUUUGGGACCACUUCAAGCGACUACAUAAGCUUCAGCCACAAUAUGUCCCCGUUCCGUAAUGCUUUAACCCUGUGUACCUGGAUUAAGAGAGUGUACACCUCAUCCUCCUACCCAGUCGUGUUUCAUUACCAAACCAGCUCUACUACUUACGAGAUAUUGACUGGAUCUGUCGGGGAAUACAACAGAGUACUAGGUGAUGGGGUUUUAGAGAACUCACACAGUAAAUUCACUACCCCGGCCGGACAAUGGUUCCAUUAUUGUCUGACUUGGUCCUCCUCCUCACGGACUAUUCAGAUCUACCUGGACGGGGAACUAGCAGCUAGCGGCCAGACUUCAUCCGGGAACUGGAGAGAACUGCACGCUAGCGGGACUGUGUGGUUUAAUAGACUGGGUUACAGUGCCGGUAGUAGUUGGAUAUUUGGUGGUCAGUUGUACAGAUUUAAUCUGUAUAAUGAAAUACUCAGCUCGGGUACGAUAAAAAGAAUAGCAUACGGGGGUUUGUGUGCUGAAGUAGAGGAGACUAUUGGUAGUAGAACACUUCGCUGGGAGGACGUACUGGAAAAGUCAAGAACUGGGUUAGUGGUCGAAGUUGGAAUUGACUGUUAUUUGAUAAAAGAAUUAAGAAUGAUGAGAAAACAGUUGGAUACGGUCAAAGGACAACUUAACAGAACUAAUGAUGACCUGAAAACAACAACAGGUCUAUUAAAUAGCACACAAGAAGAGUUACACACAGUAACAGGGCAGCUAAACCGAACAGAUGAAGAGCUAGAUAGCACUGAAGUUAGUCUUGAGUACGAAGUCACCAGACAUAACCGAACUAAAGAAGAGUUGAGUAGGACUAGAGAAAGCCUGGAGACUGUAACCGCCAGAUCUAACCGAACUAAAGAAGAGUUGAGUAGGACUAGAGAAAGCCUGGAGACUGUAACCGCCAGAUCUAACCGAACUAAAGAAGAGUUGAGCAGGACUAGAGAAAGCCUGGAGACUGUAACCACCAGAUCUAACCGAACUAAAGAAGAGUUGAGCAGGACUAGAGAAAGCCUGGAGACUGUAACCACCAGAUCUAACCGAACUAAAGAAGAGUUGAGCAGGACUAGAGAAAGCCUGGAGACUGUAACCACCAGAUCUAACCGAACUAAAGAAGAGUUGAGUAGGACUAGAGAAAGCCUGGAGACUGUAACCGCCAGAUCUAACCGAACUAAAGAAGAGUUGAGUAGGACUAGAGAAAGCCUGGAGACUGUAACCGCCAGAUCUAACCGAACUAAAGAAGAGUUGAGUAGGACUAGAGAAAGCCUGGAGACUGUAACCGCCAGAUCUAACCGAACUAAAGAAGAGUUGAGUAGGACUAGAGAAAGCCUGGAGACUGUAACCGCCAGAUCUAACCGAACUAAAGAAGAGUUGAGUAGGACUAGAGAAAGCCUGGAGACUGUAACCACCAGAUCUAACCGAACUAAAGAAGAGUUGAGUAGGACUAGAGAAAGCCUGGAGACUGUAACCGCCAGAUCUAACCGAACUAAAGAAGAGUUGAGUAGGACUAGAGAAAGCCUGGAGACUGUAACCGCCAGAUCUAACCGAACUGAAGAAGAACUGAUCACGUGCUCUGCAGAAUUAACGGACACUAAAUCUCAGUUGAAAGGGGCCAGAAAGUUCAGUAAUAUAACUAUGUGGGACAUUUUAUACACAGACUCGUUCUAUCAUAAAAUAUUUACUGGGCAACUACUGAUGAUUUGAAGUCCUGGUCAUGGGAUUUACUGGAGGAAUUUGUUGGAGUAAACGUCACAGAGGGAGUUAUAAACCACCUACAAAAACAUGAUGUUGGAAAAGCGGAGUGCGGUGAAAAGAGCGCGAGUGAUAUUCUGGAAAUGUGGGAUGAAUUCAUUGGCGUUAAGAUGACCAGGGGAAUAAUCAAGCAUUUUAGGAAAAAUCACAUCGACGAGCCCUGUGACGACUGACGCCGACGGUGAUAUAUUUAUAAACAUUCCAACAGUCGAACACAAUUGAAUGAACCCUAUUCUUAAAAUGUUCGACAUUAUGCUACUUUCCUGAAGCUAACUAUAUACUUAUAUACAUAUUAAAUUUGCCAAUGGACCUUAA